Molecule: messenger RNA, 309 nt
Organism: Macroventuria anomochaeta
Lineage: Eukaryota; Fungi; Ascomycota; Dothideomycetes; Pleosporales; Didymellaceae
Exons: 1
Coding region: 1-309 (102 amino acids)
Source: RefSeq, a predicted model, not a curated record
AUGUCUUCCAUUUCGACUGGCUCGACCCAGUUCUCAGGCCUGCAUUCGUACCCCAGCGCUGCCAUCCAUCGCAAGGAUGUCGAGAUUAGCCCGGGAGAGUUCAGUAUGCCAAGGGUUCCGAAGAGGAGUAGGAGGGGUACGGAUGGGAGUGCUAGGAGCUCGAGGAGCGAGGGAAGGAGGGAGAAGAAGAAGGAUAGUUUUGAGGCGCAUGCGUAUGGACGGCACAGCAAUCAGUGGCUGUUCAAUGACUUUAGUAUUACGGAUGCUGUCAGGAAGAGAUAUGGGAAGGUGUUUGGGAAGGACAGUUAG